AUGGACUCGGAAUCCGCAUCCACAAGCACCGUAGAAGAGCGCAUUGGACUUACGUCACUGUCCCUGAAAUACAACAAGGACACAUCCAAACCACGGAAGUACCUCGUCUUACGAGCAGCUGCUACCUUUCUCAUUGCUAUCCUGACUGUAUGCGGAGCUUACGCGGUCGGAGCCCAAGCACUCGCAACGCUGACGCGGGAUGACGCCACAUGUCUGUGCGGUGUCACGACUGCGGAAGGAAUCUCGGGGAACUGCAAGUUCGACGAAAUCGAGUUAUGCUGGUUGAAACCGGAAUGCAUUGACUUCGAGCUAACGCACGAGUUCACGACGGCUUCUCGUUCUGACAAGGGGGGCGUGUGGCUAUACCAGACCGAACUGGAUGGCAAAUAUCGCCUUAUCAAUGGGACCGAACUAUCGAUGCUCAUUGAGCCCGGGCGGACCAUAUGGUUCACGUACGAGCAGCAUGUUGCGCACUGCGUUUUCGCGUGGAGGAAGCAGUUUCGACAGCAAUUCACAGGUAUUGUGAUGCCUAUGACCGCAUCGGACGAAGGUCAUAUCAGGCAUUGCGGAGAGAUGUUCAUGCUGGAUGCUAGAUUGGGAGAGAGGCGUACUAAGCUGGUCUACCCUUCUGAAGUGUAG
Molecule: messenger RNA, 639 nt
Organism: Alternaria ventricosa
Lineage: Eukaryota; Fungi; Ascomycota; Dothideomycetes; Pleosporales; Pleosporaceae
Exons: 1
Coding region: 1-639 (212 amino acids)
Source: RefSeq, a predicted model, not a curated record